GAUAUAGACCAUGAUUGUUCUCGCUGCAUUAUACGCUAAUUAAAUAAGUAAUUGCGGGGAACGACCAUUAAUUCGAAUGUUUCUCUCUUUGGCGAAAUAAUUUGCUCUGUCCCCUUAUAUAUAACUGUUGUAAUUAUACUGCUGUUAAUUACUUCCGCGGAACGGAGACAAAGUUGCGAACGGCUGGUCAUUGGCUCUGGCGCUCCUCUUCGUCGAUGCUUCAAGGUCAAAAUUUAUUUUGGUGGCCAGGAGGAAAAGUCGGGGCGCACCGGAAUAGGCAAAAUCUACACGUGGCCAACCGAAAUAGAUCGUGGGUAUAAAGCUAUCCCUCUACAGUUUCCCGCGUAGACACCUUAUCUAAAACUGGAAGGUUCGCUGCGAACCCUAAGAUAGCAUGCGACAGAAAGCGGGCGAUACAAUACAAAAUGUUUUUCGAGAUAAAGACGUCAGGGGCGCUGCCACGUGCCGUUGCCCAUUGGUUGAAUCAGCUAACUUCCUUUGUGCCCCGUCCCACAUUAAACCCGAGCUGGGCGAAGAGUCAUUCUGUAGUGACGCAACGCUUUUACAAGACGGCAGCCAUGCUUUCCCGCCGAGUGUGUUCGCGUCUCUUGUUAUCCACUGGGAAGGCUAAGCGCAUGACACAAGAUCGUUUCGUCGUGACUUCGAGAACCGUACCUUCCGUUCCCAUGAACGCACCUACUCUGUAUGCAACCGGGAAUUCGUUCCAGAGGAAAGACAACAUGAUGGCUCUAGAGAUGCUGAACAUGGCCUUCAAAGAUUCCGACGAAACGCAACAGUUCUUGGAUAUCGGCUGUGCAGGAGGUGACUUCACGCACGACGUGCUACUCCAGAAGUGUGGUCCGUGCAGACGUCUUGUAGGAACCGACAUCUCGGAAGCUAUGGUUGAAUACGCCAGGAGCAAUCACGCGAACCCGAAACUUUUCUACGAAGUCCUGGACAUAGCGGGAGAUAUGUCGCCGUUCAUUGAUGAGUACGGCCAUUUUGAUCGGGUGUAUUCUUUUUACUGCCUGCACUGGGUGAAGGACCAGAAGAGAGCGUUGGCGAAUAUAGCGAGCUUGAUGACGCCAAACGGAGAGUGCCUGUUGGUGUUUUGUGGCAAAACAGUCUUCUACGAGGUUUGGAGGCAGUUUGUUCAACACGAUCGGUGGAGACGUUACAAGAACGCAUUUGAGAAGUUCAUUCCACCAAGCCAGUACGAAAAUGAUCUACGAUCCUACAUAGAAAAGCUUCUGGCGAUGGCGCGACUGCAACCACACACGUGUGAGGUACUCCACAACUCCUGGGUUUUCCCCACAGAGCAAAGACUUCGGGAUACCCUGCUGCCAGUGUUGCCCACCCUUGGAGACAUGGAGCAAGGGGAGAAGAAUGCUAUCUUUGAGGACCUCUACACUAGAGUGCUCGCUAUGUGUUCGUCUCACCCCGACGGAAUAAGCAUGGAUUCCUUUUUAUAUGUAGUACACGCAUCGAAACUUGUGCGGUGAAACACCACCUGACGUAUUUUAGACCAUGCUUUUUUUUAAAUCUCAAUCAUACAAUCGCGAAUUUUACAUGUUACGCCCGACUCAUGCGAAUUGUUUUUACAAUAACAUGCAGGUUCUCUUCAUGUAUUCUUCCUUUCAGACAUUGUAUUGUAAAAAUAACUCAUUUGGAUCGGACUCCAUCUUUCUGAAAGUCAUUUUAUCAUUCUUUCCGGACUCAUUUCCAAUGAUCCAAUAAAUGCUGUAGUAUUAUCACAACAACGUCAA
This is a messenger RNA of Ornithodoros turicata, 1766 nucleotides long. Its product is annotated as juvenile hormone acid O-methyltransferase-like. The record is from RefSeq and is a predicted model, not a curated record. NCBI's taxonomy places the organism in Eukaryota, Metazoa, Arthropoda, Arachnida, Ixodida, Argasidae. The transcript is spliced from 3 exons. Gene Ontology annotation, molecular function: N-acetyltransferase activity; S-adenosylmethionine-dependent methyltransferase activity. The coding region runs from base 426 to 1502 and encodes 358 amino acids.